GAAAUUUACGCUCAUCCCCCACCUAAUCCUCCAUGGACCGCCGAACCGUCACCACCAGGCGCCGCAGCCUGAAGCGGAAGCUGGAAGAGGAUUUCGUUGGAGAAACCCUAGAAAACGAACCCGAUCCUAAAUCUCCCGCCGUCGAUCCCCAAGAUCCGCUUCUUGAGAUCCGCGCCCACAUCAAGGCUCUCGACUCCAGCCUCUCCGCCUCCGACGCUGCCCGCGCCGCCGCCAAGGCCGCCGCCCGAGCCAUCGUCGAGCUCGCCAAGGACGAGGAUAAUCUGAAGGACUUGGUGGAUUGUGGAGCGGUUCCGGCUCUGGUUAAGCAUCUACGGCCGCCGCCGCCGGAGAGAGGCGGAAGCCUGUGUUUGGUUGGGCAGGAGUAUGAGGUCGAGAAAGAAUGUGCUUUCGCGCUUAAUCUCAUCGCCGUUAAGCCGGAGAAUCAACAUCUCAUAGUUGAUGCUGGAGGUCUGUCGCCUCUUAUUGAUCUCUUAAAGUUGCACAAGAGUUGUCGGGGCUCUAAUGGGGCAGUCGAUAGUGUUAUAAGGAGAGCUGCGGAUGCAAUCUGUAACGUUUCUCAUGAGAAUAGCAACAUUAAAAACCUUGUUAGGAUUGAAGGUGGUAUCCCUCCUCUAGUGGAGUUGCUUAAUUUCUUUGACACAAAGGUCCAGAGGGCAGCUGCAGGGGCCCUGAAGAUCUUAGCAUUCAAAAAUGACGAAAACAAAAACCAGAUUGUAGAGUGCAAUGCUUUGCCUAACCUGGUACUUAUGCUGCGGUCUGAGAUUGCAACUAUGACUUUUGAAGCAGUUGGUGUGAUUGGUAAUCUUGUUCACUCUUCCCCAAGCAUUAAGAAACUUGUUCUCCUUGCUGGUGCUUUACAACCUGUUAUUGAUUUACUGGGUUCACCUUGUUUGGAAAGCCAAAGAGAAUCUGCUCUUUUACUUGGUCAGUUUGCUACGGCUGAUUCAGAUUGCAAGGCACACAUUGUUCAAAGGGGUGCAGUACAACCAUUAAUUAAGAUGCUCCAGUCACCUGAUUCACAGGUCAGGGAGAUGUCGGCUUUUGCUAUUGGGAGGUUGGCACAGGACACACAUAACCAAGCUGGCAUUGCUCAUAGUGGUGGUAUACUGCCUCUACUCAAGUUGCUUGAAUCCAAAAAUGAAUCUCUGCAACACAAUGCUGCUUUUGCUCUAUAUGGUCUUGCAGAUAAUGAGGACAACAUUGCAUCUCUCAUUAAAUUCGGAAUUGUUCAGAAAUUUCAAGAUGGAGAAUUCCUUGUUCAACGAACUAAGGAUUGUGUUGAAAAGACAUUGAAAAGAUUAGAGGGGAAGAUUUGUGGACGACAGGUACUGAACAAUUUAUUAUAUCUGAUGCGGGUUGCUGACAAGGGUGUUCAAAGUCGAGUGGCUUUGACUUUUGCUCAUCUUUGUAAGCCUGGAGAUCGUCAAGUCAUUUUCAUUGAACACAAAGGAUUGGAGUUUCUGUUGGAGCUUCUUGAGUCCCAAAGCCUGAAGCAGCAGCAUGAUGCUUCAUUGGCUUUGCAUGAAUUGGCUACAAAAGCCACUCCACUCUCUCAUGUAGAUGCAGUUCCUUUAGCACCAAAGUCGCAGGUGUAUUUGGGUGAGCAAUACAUAAACAAUCCAACGCUUUCUGAUAUAACAUUCUUAGUUGAUGGUAAACAGUUUUACGCACACAGAAUUUGUUUGCUUGCUUCUUCAGAAGCAUUUCGAGCCAUGUUUGAUGGUGGAUACAGGGAAAGAGAUGCCAAGGAUGUAGAGAUUCCAAAUAUUCGAUGGGAGGUGUUUGAACUGAUGAUGAGAUUCAUAUACACGGGAUCAGUUGAUGUUGAUUUGGAUAUUGCUCACGAUCUCCUCAAAGCUGCUGAUCAGUAUCUUCUGGAAGGUCUUAAGCGUCAAUGUGAACAUGCCAUUGCGCAGGAUAUCUGUGUGGGGAACGUGGCUCUCAUGUUUGAGUUAUCAGAGGCAUAUAAUGCCAUGUCGUUGAUGCAAGCAUGCAUUCUGUUUAUACUAGAGCAGUUUGAUAAGUUGAGCAAGAAACCAUGGUAUCAUCCACUAAUGGAACGAAUCAUUCCGGAGAUCCGCAGAUUUUUCACUAAAGCACUUACAAGGCCUAAUCAGGGUAGCUCUUCACAGGAUAAACUUGCCUAGUUUAAGCUGCAGAGUUUUGAUUUUGACUAUCAAGAUGAUUUAGAAAGAUGUAUAGAAAAUUGUAGGUUAAUCAUACAGAAGUGCUAUCUUCUGUUUCGUCUUGGAGUUCAGGACUCUCCAGUGUUACUCGAUGUAAUUUUUUGGGUAAUGCAAUAAUGUUAAUCCUUUUAGUGCCAU
Molecule: messenger RNA, 2345 nt
Organism: Argentina anserina (silverweed cinquefoil)
Lineage: Eukaryota; Viridiplantae; Streptophyta; Magnoliopsida; Rosales; Rosaceae
Product: ARM REPEAT PROTEIN INTERACTING WITH ABF2-like
Exons: 19
Coding region: 33-2168 (711 amino acids)
Molecular function (GO): protein binding
Source: RefSeq, a predicted model, not a curated record